AUGGCCGUGAGAUUAUCAGUAUCAGGGCAUGAGGUAUCCGAUCUGUGUCUGGGAAAACCAUCGCUCCGGUCCAUUUCUACCACCGACACCAUAGCCGUCGCGCUUGCCGCCAUCCAUAAAUUCCGUCUCACUUAUUUAAGCGUUUGGAAUUGUCAUCAUUCUGUCACCGAUAAAAAACCUGUUACCCUAGUUGCUGAUCUCAAUUGUCAAUGUGUUGGAAGGGUUUCUAUGGUUGAUGUUAUUUGUUUUCUUUGUAAGCCGGAGAAUCUAGCUUCCCCGUCUACCGCUCUUCUCUCUCCCGUUUCAGUUCUCUUUUCCGGAGAUCAUUCUCCACUCGUCCGCCAUAUUCAACCCAAUGCCAGUUUAUUGGAGGCAAUAGAUGCAAUGUAUGAUGGGGUGCAAAAUGUGGUGAUACAAAUACCGGAAGAGAAGAGAUGGAAGAAAAAAGAGAAUCAAACAUUGGACUCUGACAUUUUGCACAAUGACAACCGUGCUUACUGUUGGCUUACUCAAGAGGAUGUAAUGCGCUACCUCCUUAACUCAAUUAGGGUAUUUUCCCCUUCACCGGCAACCGAUAGCAUCGAUACACUCGGUAUUAUAGACACACAAAAUCUGUUCUUUCUUUACUAUGAUGACCCUGCAUCCUCUGCUUUGGAGCUUCUGACUGCUGCCAUUGUACACCAAUCGUCUGUUGCUGUUGUUGACCCGCAGGGUAAGCUCAUUGGAGAGAUCUCACCUUUUACGUUGAACUCUUGUGAUGAAGCUGUCGCCCCUGCACUGGCAACUCUAUCAGCUGGUGAUGUAUUGGCUUACAUCGACUGCGGUGGUCCUCCAGAGGAUUUAGUUCAGCUAGUAAAAGAGAGACUGUAUGAGCAGAAUCACGGAGCAGCCGUGGAGUUACUUGGGGAGGAAACAAGGCUUCCUUCUUGGUCAUCGUUCUCUUCAACAUCAUCCGAGGAAGAUAUUGGCCCGUCAGGUAAGAAUUGGAAACUCGGAGGAUACUCUUCCAGGGUAGUGAGAAGAUCAGAGGAUAUUUUUUGUUACCCCUGGAGCUCUUUGGUUGCUGUUAUGAUUCAAGCACUCGCCCACCGAGUCAGUUAUGUGUGGGUUGUACAGGAAGAUGGAACUUUGACAGGGAUUGUUACUUUUCAAGGCAUGUUGAAAGUUUUCAGAGAACACUUGUAA
Molecule: messenger RNA, 1185 nt
Organism: Vicia faba (fava bean)
Lineage: Eukaryota; Viridiplantae; Streptophyta; Magnoliopsida; Fabales; Fabaceae
Source: the annotation of a GenBank genome assembly